AUGGAUGACCCGCUCAGUUCAAAUGGCAACACGUCGGUCUUGGGACUGAGUCAACUGCAGCAGCGAUUACGCCUACGUGAAGGCGAGAACCGGAUGCUGAAGCAGCAAUUGGAAGCGUUGGAGGCUCGACAGAAACAAACGACAGACGAGAUCGUUCGAUUGAGUACGCGUAACGCGUUACUGGAGAGUGGCGAGGCACAGAGAGAGCAGACGCAGUUAGAGCUGGCGAAAUUGCAGAAACACCAAGUGGUGCUACUUGAGCUGUUUGGCGAAAAGGAAGAGCAAGUGGAAGAGCUACAGGCUGAGGUCAGUGAACUCAAGGCCUUCUAUCGUAAACAGCUCGACACGCUGGCCUCUCAUAACGAAGAGCAGCAGAAGCAGCGAGAGGAACAACAACACUAA
Phytophthora infestans T30-4 is the source of this 402-nucleotide messenger RNA. RefSeq lists its product as uncharacterized. The transcript has a single exon. Gene Ontology annotation, cellular component: Golgi apparatus; endoplasmic reticulum. The coding region runs from base 1 to 402 and encodes 133 amino acids. Lineage: Eukaryota; Oomycota; Peronosporomycetes; Peronosporales; Peronosporaceae. The record is from RefSeq and is a predicted model, not a curated record.